Molecule: messenger RNA, 4703 nt
Organism: Gracilinanus agilis (Agile Gracile Mouse Opossum)
Lineage: Eukaryota; Metazoa; Chordata; Mammalia; Didelphimorphia; Didelphidae
Gene: ZBED4
Product: zinc finger BED-type containing 4
Exons: 2
Coding region: 509-4030 (1173 amino acids)
Molecular function (GO): protein dimerization activity; DNA binding
Source: RefSeq, a predicted model, not a curated record
UAAUGGAUUUUAUUUAAUAGGAUGCAAAAAAUUACAGUGGAAGACCAUUUCACCUGGUUUAUUCUUCUUGGUUUUCGGGGAAACUAUGUAAAUUAUGUCUUACAUUUGUUGUGGAAUAGAGAUUUUAAUGUUUGAUUCCAUUUUAAUUUGAUUUCAUUUUUUAUUUACAGGUGAUGCAAAAGGGUUGUGUUUACAUUUUCAAGAUGGACGGAACGCCGACUUUGAGAAGAGAAGCUGAACAGUCUCUGGUGUUCACAACAUGGAGUGUCUCCUACUCAAGAGGCUGGAGCAUGGCGACUUAGGCCCUGGGACGAUCUGCUUCUAAGGAGAUGCAGAGGCUUUUAUGAGUUGUGUCUACAAGUUCUCAAUAAGAGCUGGCAAUGAAUCCUGUAUGCAGAAAUGGCCACAUGAAAGAAGAUUGAAGAUCGGGUGUUUGUGCUUUUGCCCAGACUCAGUUAUCUGGAUCAAACUGUACACAAUGAUGCAGCCAGAAUAAUCACCAUCAAUCAUGGAUAAGAAUCAAGAAACAUGUUCCAAAAUGGAUAAUAGUUUUGUGUUAGAUAAAAUAAAUUUUAAAGUAGAACCCGAAGAUAACACAACUAACCACAGCAUGGAAAGAAUGGAUUUUAAGAGUGAGCAAGAGGAUGUGAGACAGACAGACAGCAGUGAUGAACAAGCAGAAUUCAAAGGCAAAAACUGUAGUGGUCGUCACCCUGGGAAAUGCUCAUCUGCUGACCACGAGGAGGAUUACGGCACUUUGUUUUCCCAAUAUGGCAGCACACUGUAUGAUGUGGCGAUGGAAGCUGUGGCUCAGAGCCUCCUCUCCAGCAGAAAUAUAAGCUCCAGGAAAAAAUCUCCAGCUUGGAAUCACUUCUUUAUUUCUCCUCGGGAUAGCACUAAAGCAAUAUGCAUGUACUGUAUGAAGGAGUUCAGUCGGGGCAAGAAUGAAAAGGACCUAAGUACGAGCUGUCUGAUGAGACACGUGAGGAGGGCCCACCCUACUGUGCUCAUUCAGGAAAAUGGAAGCAUGCCCAGCAUAUCCUCCUUUCCCUCUCCAUCUCUGCUCCUCCCUCCACAGCCUGCCGAUGUCAGCGACCUGAGCACCGUGUUGUCCCCCAUAAAGCUGGUCAAGAAGAUGGCUUCCAAGAUACCCUCCCCGGACCGUGGGAUCGAGGAGUCCGGCUCUGUCGUUUCUUCUGAAGAAAUGUCAUCCGACUUGUCCAUUUCUGAGAAAUACAACAAAGAAGAAGCACUGGGGGUCUCCUCUCCCCACCUGCCCAGCGCCCAGUAUGAUGAAGCUGUGGAGAAUGUAGCAGAAAAGACUGUUCCUGUCCCAAAGAGCACAUCAGGUUCCAGGAGGAGGUCUGCUGUCUGGAAACAUUUUUAUUUGUCUCCUUUAGAUAAUUCUAAAGCCGUUUGCAUACACUGCAUGAAUGAAUUUAGUCGAGGGAAAAAUGGGAAAGAUCUUGGGACAAGUUGUUUAAUCAGGCACAUGUGGAGAGCCCAUCGUUCAAUUGUUUUACAGGAGAACGGAGGUGGGACAAGCAUCCCGCCUCUCUAUUCCGCUCCUCCUACUCUGUUGCCUUCUUUACUGCCCUCGGAGGGAGAUUUGAAUUCAGUGUCCUCAUCUCCAGGAAAGCUAGUUAAAGAGUCCCCUUCAGCCUCCUCUUCUCCCGAUAGACUCACAGAAGAAAUCCACGCUCAUCUCAACCCUGGAGAUGCUUUAAUGGAAGACGUGUCCGUCCUGUCGUCUUCCGAUGACAUAGGCGAAGCUUCCUUGGUAUCUUCUCCCGAGAAGCAGGGGGAGGGACUGAGUACCUUAAUCUUUGAGCCGGGCACUGUUUUUCAACAAAAUAAAAAGAUAAUGAAAAGACUGAAGUCGGAAGUUUGGCAUCAUUUUUCACUGUCUCCCACGGACAAUCUAAAAGCAGUCUGCAGAUACUGUAGUUGCAUGAUCAGUCGUGGGAAAAAGGGGGAUGUCGGCACCAGUUGUUUGAUGAGACAUCUGUACAGGCGUCACCCGGAAGUGAUCGGGAACCAGAAGAGCUUUAUCGAUGCUAGUUUGGCAAAUUCUCCUUAUGCCACUUUGGCUUCUGCCGAAUGUUCCUCCUCUAAAUUGACUGACUUGCCAACGAUGGUUUCGAAUGAUAAUCAAGUGAUAUUUCCUGUUAGUAGCAAAAAGACCUCAAAACUGUGGAAUCAUUUUUCAAUUUGUUCAGCAGACUCAACAAAAGUAGUCUGUUUGCACUGUGGACGUACAAUAAGCAGGGGGAAGAAGCCAACCAAUUUGGGUACCAGUUGCCUUCUCAGACAUUUACAACGGUUCCAUAGCAACGUGCUGAAAAAUGAUGCCUCGGAGACGGUGUUGCCCUCAACUGCAGAGAUGCGUGUGCCCCUGAGCACAGAGUUACUAGGAUCGUCAUCCUUCGAUGAAACCAAUGAAAAGUUUUGUGACUCUCACCCAGUUGCCAAAAAAAUCACAAGUCUUGUAGCAGAAAUGAUUGCACUUGACCUUCAGCCAUAUUCUUUUGUAGACAAUAUUGGCUUUAACAGGCUGCUUGAAUACUUGCAACCUCAAUAUUCUUUACCUUCACCAUCUUACUUUUCUAGGACAGCCAUCCCAGAUAUGUACGAUAAUGUGAAACAGAUCAUCGUUUCCCAUCUUAAGGAAGCGGAGAGCGGCGUGAUCCACUUCACGUCUGGGAUCUGGAUGAGUAGCCAGACUCGAGAGUAUCUCACCCUCACCGCACACUGGGUCACGUUUGAGUCGUCCGUCCGGCCCCACUGUGAGGACUACCACUGCUCCGCACUGCUCAAUGUGUCCCAGGUGGAUUGUGACUACAGCGGAGUGAGCGUUCAGAAGCAGCUGGAGUACUGGUGGGAAGCCUGGGUCACUUCCGUGGGCCUUCAGAUUGGGAUUACCGUGACUGAUAAUCAGAGCAUUGGGAAGACGUUAAAUGAAGGGGAACACUCCAGCGUGCCGUGUUUUGGUCACACCAUUAAUCUGAUUGUCAACGAGGCUAUUAAAAGUCAGAGGAUGGUUCAGAACUUACUUAGCAUCGCUAGGAAAAUCUGCGAGCGGGUCCAUCGGUCGGCCAAGGCAAAGGAGAAACUCGCCGAAUUGCAGAAGGAGUACGAGUUGCCUCAGCACCAUCUCAUUCAAGAUGUUCCAUCCAAAUGGAGCACGUCCUUUCACAUGCUCGAGCGCCUCAUCGAGCAGAAGAGGGCAAUCGAUGAAAUGUCCAUCGAAUGUAGCUUCAGAGAGCAGAUUAGUUGUGAUCAGUGGGAAGUCAUGCAGUCUGUGUGCCAUGCACUGAAGCCCUUUGAGGCAGCCAGUCGAGAGAUGAGCACCCACGUGUCCACGCUGAGCCAAGUCAUUCCAAUGAUCCACAUUCUCAAUAGGAAAAUAGAAAUGUUAUUUGAGGAAACGAUGGGCAUUGACACCAUGUUGAAGUCUCUGAAAGAAGCGAUGGUAAGUAGAUUGUCCUCUACCCUUCACGAUCCAAGGUACAUUUUUGCUACACUUUUGGACCCUCGUUAUAAAGCUUCCUUAUUUACAGAAGAGGAGGCUGAACAAUACAAGCAAGAUUUAAUCAGGGAACUAGAAAUAAUGAGUUCUACCUCAGAUGAUAAACCUGUUUCCAAUGGGUGUGAUAUAGGUUCACCAUCUACAAACUCUGUUGCAGAGGACAGCCUCUGGUCACUUAUGGCCAAGCUUAAAAAAAAAGAUCUGAAAGACAAGACAAAGCUGCCAGAAGAAAUGGUGCUCGCCUACUUGGAGGAGGAGGUGCUCGAACACAACUGUGACCCCCUAACUUACUGGAAUUUAAAGAGAUCGGCCUGGCCGGUCCUGGCCAAGCUGGCCGUCAGGUUCUUGGGCUGUCCCCCAAGCAUCGUUCCUUCAGAAAGACUGUUUAGCAGUACAUCCAGUGAAAACAGCAGCUUUGGCCAGUCCAGGCUAAUGAUGGAACACUUUGAAAAACUGAUCUUUUUGAAAGUCAAUCUUCCCUUAAUAUACUUUCAGUAUUGAAACGAAUGAACAAGCUGCCAGAUUCACACGAUUGUCGCCUACUGGAUAUUCGCUGUCUUUGUAACUGGGAUUGUUGAGUUGCUCCACUUAGGGGCCAUGUAUGACAUCUAAUCAGUGACCCUGAUUCCGAGUGCAGAAGACGGCAAGAAACCUACAGCAGCAGUUCCAUUAACUGGUUGUGAAGCCUUGAAUAGCAGUUUUGUGUCUGAGCUCUGAGACUCGCGGUGUGUCAAAUCGAGCUUUGGUCCCCAGGUCACUGGAGCACGUGCGUCUGAAUCUGUGGUAGAAAACGGAGGACUGUCUGACAUUCACAAGAAUAGCCUUAUAGACGUGGGCCCGGGGAGGUCCGGCGGGCGGGCGGGCGGGCGGGGGGAUACUUUAGAAUCCGAAGACAUCGCAAGAAAGGAAAAGUAGUCAGGUUUUCUUUGGACAGGAUGUUCUCAAUAUUAUUUUUGUUUUAACAUCUAGAAAAGGGGUCAAUUUCUCAUUUCAGUUUUUAGAUGAAAUAUUUGGGGGGUAAUAAGUCACUCAUUUGCCUAUGAACUUUUAGAAAAGUUGUAGUUUUGUUAAAAUACUGUACCUUUGCCUAAUCUAAUUUUUGCAUUUACUAUGUUUUAGUGUAUUUAUAAAUGGUGAACUCAGUUUCUGAAAUUAAACAUUUUAUUUGCAGUUU